UAUUUUAUACAAUGAUGAGCUCAUCGCUCUCUUCGAUUGCGGCCAAAUCGAAUCCGAAGGAAGGGUUUGAGAGCUCCACGAUCUCGUCUUCUUCUUUGAUUUCUCGAUUGUUCUUGUUUCAAUGGGCCGGAAAUUCAUCGUCGGUGGCAAUUGGAAAUGCAAUGGCACUAAUGAGGAAGUGAAGAAAAUCGUUGCCACCCUGAAUCAGGGAGAAGUCCCCUCCGAGGAUGUUGUUGAGGUUGUAAUAAGCCCGCCAUUUGUUUUUCUUCCUCUGGUGAAGAGUUUGUUGCGCUCUGAUUUUCAUGUUGCUGCACAAAAUUGCUGGGUAAAGAAAGGAGGUGCUUUCACUGGAGAGAUUAGCGGUGAGAUGCUUGUUAAUCUGGGCAUCCCAUGGGUCAUUCUUGGUCAUUCUGAGCGAAGAGCAUUGUUGGGUGAAUCAAAUGAGUUUGUUGGGGAUAAAGUUGCCUAUGCUCUCAGUCAAGGUCUAAAGGUGAUUGCUUGUGUUGGUGAGACUCUAGAGCAGCGAGAGGCAGGUUCAACUAUGGAUGUAGUGGCUGCACAAACAAAAGCUAUCGCUGAUAAGAUCAACGAUUGGACCAAUGUAGUCAUUGCUUAUGAGCCUGUUUGGGCCAUUGGAACUGGGAAGGUUGCAACACCUGCUCAGGCCCAAGAGGUGCAUGCUGACUUAAGGAAGUGGUUCCAAGCAAAUGUGAGUGCUGAAGUUGCUGAAUCAAUCAGGAUAAUGUAUGGAGGUUCCGUUAGCGGUGCAAACUGCAAAGAACUAGCCGCAAAGCCUGAUGUAGAUGGAUUCCUCGUCGGUGGAGCUUCUUUGAAGCCGGAGUUCAUCGACAUCAUCAAGUCCGCGACCGUGAAAUCAUCUACCUAGAGUGCCACUCUUAAUGUUCAUUAUAUGAAUUUUCGGGGAAGAGACCUUGUUUUCGGUGAUCGAAAUAAUCUAAUUAAAAUUUUUGUUCUGUAAAUGUAAUCAGCCUGGAUCUUGUCUGCUCCCCAGCAACAAGGCUGCAAUACUGAAAUAAAACCUUGCACUACUAGUGUUCUAUUUUUGUCUCUAUGAAUAACUCAAACUCUUCCACUUUUGUGCAUUA
This is a messenger RNA of Dioscorea cayenensis subsp. rotundata (Guinea yam), 1106 nucleotides long. Its product is annotated as triosephosphate isomerase, cytosolic. The record is from RefSeq and is a predicted model, not a curated record. Lineage: Eukaryota; Viridiplantae; Streptophyta; Magnoliopsida; Dioscoreales; Dioscoreaceae. Gene Ontology annotation, molecular function: triose-phosphate isomerase activity. The transcript has 9 exons. Gene Ontology annotation, biological process: gluconeogenesis; glycerol catabolic process; glycolytic process. Bases 122 to 886 code for a protein of 254 amino acids. Gene Ontology annotation, cellular component: cytosol.